AUGGACUCGCGGACGAUAGUGAGGAAAUGCGGCUCAUUUCUGACGACCAGGGAGGAAACGGUCUCCCUGAUCCACCAGUCGGCCAAGGACUAUCUGGACGAGAACUACACGUCCAGGCUUCAGCCAGCUGGAGUUGCCCAAAGGCAUGCCGACAUCAGCAGCCGCUCAAUUGCUGCGAUGUCCUUAAUCCUGAAACAGAACAUCUACGACCUCGACUUCGGCUUUAAACCAAGGGAUAUAAGUCCCCCCCAGCCAGAUUCGCUGGCUCCGAUACGAUACUCCUAUGUCUUCUGGGCCGAUCAUCUCCUGAAUAGGGAUAGCUCCAAGUGCAACAGAGAGCUUACGGACGAUGGAAUAUCUGUGUCUCCUAGGGAAACUCUCAGAUGGGGUUCUAUCGAUGAGAAAGCUUCUGCAUAUUGUCCAGUCGGAUGCGAGUUUCAACUUGCUGGAUUCUUGGAAGAUGCCGACAAGUUUGUCCGCAGCCACGGAUCGACUCUAGAACGAGCUCCAUUGCAGACAUAUGGCUCCGCGCUCGUGUUCAGUCCAGCGAUGAGCGAGACGCUCGAGGGGCAUGGCGAUUCGGUCGAUGCAGUCACCUUCUCUCCGGACGGCAAGACGCUCGCGUCGGCUUCGGACGAUGGGAAGCCGAUUCUUGACUACUUGCGUAAAGUCUUCAAAACCGGCGCCUUUCGAAAGCUCUGA
Parathielavia appendiculata is the source of this 702-nucleotide messenger RNA. RefSeq lists its product as uncharacterized. The record is from RefSeq and is a predicted model, not a curated record. Lineage: Eukaryota; Fungi; Ascomycota; Sordariomycetes; Sordariales; Chaetomiaceae. The transcript has 5 exons. Bases 1 to 702 code for a protein of 233 amino acids. Gene Ontology annotation, molecular function: protein binding.